Messenger RNA from Meloidogyne enterolobii, 340 nucleotides. The record is from the annotation of a GenBank genome assembly. Lineage: Eukaryota; Metazoa; Nematoda; Chromadorea; Rhabditida; Meloidogynidae.
UUUUAGGAUGGAAAAUAGUUUAGGUACUUAUGGGGAUGCUCGUAUUAAAAUAUUCAAUUUUGAAAAGCACAAACGUAAGGAGCGUCCAAUACGUCGAAAGGCACCAGAGAAUUUAAUAAGGAGAGCUGGUGGGUUGAAACGUUGCACUGAUUUGAAGUAUGAAAAAUUGGUGCCAUUAUAUCAACUUUGGGUCUCGUAUUUCAAGUCAUUACUAGCCCAUUGUAAUGAACAAUUUGAUGAACGCUUGUUACGAAUGGAUUUUCAUGGUGCAAUUUUAAGAGUGUCUGAUUCUCCCAAUAAAACACAGGUGCUUUUUAGAAUUUUUCUCCUUCCAAAUUAA